This is a messenger RNA of Conger conger (European conger), 933 nucleotides long. It is a transcript of the gene fgf8a, whose product is annotated as fibroblast growth factor 8a. Gene Ontology annotation, biological process: neuron differentiation; heart morphogenesis; positive regulation of gene expression. Bases 123 to 755 code for a protein of 210 amino acids. Gene Ontology annotation, molecular function: growth factor activity; type 1 fibroblast growth factor receptor binding; type 2 fibroblast growth factor receptor binding. The transcript has 5 exons. The record is from RefSeq and is a predicted model, not a curated record. Gene Ontology annotation, cellular component: cytoplasm. Lineage: Eukaryota; Metazoa; Chordata; Actinopteri; Anguilliformes; Congridae.
AAGGGACGAUGAAUCAAAUGAGUUGACCAUCUCCACUUUCCCACAACUGAUUUUCAAAGAAUACCCUGCAUUGGUACAGUAGGGUUGCUCAAACUGACAGAAGGACAAUUACCACGAUCAAAAUGAGACUGAUUCCAUCAAGACUGAGCUAUCUGUUCCUUCACUUCUUUGCGUUUUGCUACUAUGCUCAGGUAACCAUUCAGUCCCCGCCUAAUUUUACACAGCAUGUGAGCGAGCAGAGUAGAGUGACGGACCGCGUGAGCCGCAGGUUAAUACGAACCUACCAGCUUUACAGCAGAACGAGCGGCAAGCACGUGCAAGUUCUUGGAAACAAGAAAAUCAAUGCCAUGGCCGACGACGGAGAUGCGCAUGCCAAACUGAUAGUGGAAACGGAUACAUUUGGAAGCCGCGUGCGGAUUAAGGGUGCAGAGACCGGAUACUACAUCUGCAUGAACAAGAGAGGAAAACUGAUUGGCAAGAGAAACGGUCAGGGGAAGGACUGCAUCUUCACCGAGAUCGUCCUGGAGAACAACUACACGGCCCUGCAGAACGCCCGGUACGAAGGCUGGUACAUGGCCUUCACGCGGAAGGGGCGCCCCCGAAAGGGCUCCAAGACCCGGCAGCACCAGAGGGAGGUGCACUUCAUGAAGCGGCUGCCCAAAGGACACCACAUCGCCGAGCACCGGCCCUUCGACUUCAUCAACUACCCUUUCAACCGGAGGACUAAACGCACUCGCUACUCUGGGGAGCGCUAAGCCCUGGUGGGGGAAUGGACCACAACCAACAACAACAACCACCACCACACCGAGCGCUAAUGCUGGACUCGCCACGUUUUGUAACGAACAAUAAUAUACCUAAUAUUUAGUUGUUUAUAAUUUUUCAGAAAGCAAAAAAAAAAAAAAAAAAAAAAUGAAAUAAACAAGAAAUCUAUUU